CUCAGCGUCGGCGCGCAGGAGGCCGGCAGCGGCCGGGGCUGCGCGCUGGAGCCGCCGCGGCAGCGGGAAGAUGGGAGCGCCGCACCUGUCCUUCGCCGCUCAGCAUCGUCCCCUGUCCGCGGCACGGGCUUCCAAAGCAGCUGAGGACAGAACCUUAAGGAAUGCCAUGUAGUAAGUGCUAAACAAACUGGCACAGAAAGGAUCAAAAAAGAUGGCAGUCUGUAUUUGAAAUAAUUAAACAUACGGACUCUCACUGAUAAGAAAUCAUGUCCAAAAAAGGACGUAGCAAAGGCGAAAAGCCUGAGGCACUGAUUGUAGCCCUACAGGCUGCCAAUGAGGAACUCAGGACCAAGCUAACGGACAUCCAAAUUGAGCUGCAUCAGGAGAAAUCUAAGAUUGCUAAACUUGAAAGAGAGAAGACUCAAGAAACAAAGCGUAUCCGUGAAGUGGAGCAGCGCAAGCAAACUGUGCAAAUCACAGAGCUAAAAGCCAAACUCCAUGAGGAGAAAAUGAAGGAGCUGCAGGCUGUGAGGGAGAACCUCAUCAAACAGCAUGAGCAGGAGAUGACACGAAUGGUGAAAGUCCGAGACAGUGAAAUCCAGCGCCUCAAGUCAGCGCUGUGUGCCCUGCGGGAUGGCAGCAGCGAUAAAGUAAGGACAGCCCUGACUAUUGAGGCUCGUGAAGAGGCCAGAAAACAGUUUGACUCUGAGCGCCUUAAGCUUCUGCAGGAAAUUACUGAACUUAAGUCUGCCAAAAAGCAGGUAGAUGAGGCCUUGAACAAUAUGAUCCAAGCUGACAAGAUCAAAGCAGGUGAUCUUCGAAGUGAGCACCAGUCCCACCAGGAAGCCAUUUCUAAGAUCAAGUGGGAGAGCGAGAGGGAUAUUCGCCGCCUGAUGGAUGAGAUCAAGGCUAAAGAUAGGAUCAUAUUUUCCUUGGAGAAAGAACUGGAGACACAAACAGGCUAUGUGCAGAAGCUGCAGCUGCAGAAAGAAGCUCUGGAUGAACAGCUUUUCCUGGUGAAAGAGGCAGAGUGUAACAUGAGCAGUCCCAAGAGGGAGAUCCCAGGAAGGGCCGGAGAUGGCUCAGAGCACUGCAGCAGCCCUGACUUGCGCAGGAACCAGAAGAGGAUAGCUGAGUUGAAUGCAACAAUCCGGAAACUGGAAGACAGGAACACGUUGUUGGUUGAUGAACGAAAUGAACUGCUGAAGCGUGUCCGAGAAGCUGAAAAACAAUGUAAACCUCUCCUGGAGAAGAACAAGUGCCUCACAAAGAGAAAUGAUGAACUGAUGCAGUCUUUGCAGCGCAUAGAAGAUAAACUCAAAGCAGUCACUAAAGAAAACAUAGAAAUGAGAGAAAAAAUGACCUCGCAUCCUCCACUAAAGAAACUAAAGUCUCUAAAUGACCUGGAUCAGGCUAAUGAAGAACAAGAAACAGAAUUUUUAAAGCUUCAGGUCAUAGAACAACAGAACAUAAUUGAUGAGUUAACAAGGGACAGGGAAAAACUCAUUCGUCGCAGAAGGAGUAAAAGGAGUUCAAAGCCAAUUAAGAGACACGUGAUAGACACAGUUUUGGGGUAUGAUGAUGAUUCCAUGGACUCUGAAACAUCCUCAGUGGCCUCAUACAGAACAGACAGAACACCAGCAACUCCGGAUGAUGAUCUGGAUGAGAGUUUAGCUGCAGAAGAAUCAGAGCUGCGGUUUCGACAGUUGACAAAGGAAUAUCAGGCCCUGCAGAGAGCUUAUGCACUACUGCAAGAGCAAACAGGAGGCGUCAUAGAUGCUGAAAGAGAAGCCAAGGCUCAGGAGCAGCUCCAGGCAGAAGUCCAGAGAUACAAAGCCAAAAUAGAAGAUUUGGAGAAAACUUUAGCACAAAAAGGACAGGACUCCCAUUGGGUGGAAGACAAACAGCUUUUCAUUAAGAGGAACCAAGAGCUUUUAGACAAGAUAGAAAAACUGGAAGCAGAAAACAACCGUCUGCAACAGGAGCUACAGGAUGCCCGGGACCAGAAUGAGCUGCUGGAGUUCCGCAACCUGGAGCUGGAGGAAAGAGAGAGACGGUCCCCACCAUUUAAUCUUCAAAUUCACCCAUUCUCAGACGGUGUGAGUGCUCUACAGAUAUACUGCAUGAAGGAAGGGGUGAAGGAUGUCAGCAUCCCAGACCUCAUAAAACAAUUAGACAUCCUAGGUGAUAAUGGGAAUUUAAGAAAUGAGGAGCAAGUGGCUAUAAUUCAGGCUUCCACUGUGUUGUCUUUGGCAGAAAAGUGGAUUCAGCAGAUUGAGGGAGCUGAGGCUGCUCUGCACCAGAAGAUGAUGGAACUGGAGAGCGAUAUGGAGCAAUUUUGCAAAAUAAAAGGUUAUUUGGAGGAAGAACUAGACUACAGGAAGCAAGCUCUUGACCAGGCAUACAUGAGGAUCCAGGAGCUUGAGGCCACCUUGUACAAUGCUUUGCAGCAAGAAACAGUGAUAAAGUUUGGAGAACUGCUCACUGAAAAACAGCAGGAAGAGCUCAGAACAGCAGUAGAAAAGCUAAGACGCCAGAUGCUGAGGAAAAGCAGAGAAUAUGAUUGCCAGAUUCUUCAGGAGAGGAUGGAGCUGCUCCAGCAGGCUCAUCAGAGGAUCCGAGAUUUAGAAGACAAAACUGACAUCCAAAAGAGACAAAUUAAGGAUCUGGAGGAAAAGGUUGGUUUUGUUUUGUUUCUGAAGCAGGCUUGUUUUGAAAGUAAUGACCUAAUUCUUUUGAACUACGUGGAUUUCUUUUUAUACCUAAUCAGCUGUACAUUUUAGUGCUUUUCUACUAUGCUUUUUUCAGUGUUUGCCUUUUAGUGUAUUCUGACUUUAAUCUUAGAGCUUCUUCCACAACAGAUUGUUUCAUUUUAGGAAAUAAAUUCUGAACACUUUUUAAUUAUGGUGAAUGAUACUGGGCCAAAUGUUGAAACCUUUAUUUGGUGGUGAGAGGCUGUCUUGGUCUCCAAGCAGUACAUCCAUUAAGGCAGGGUGAUGGUAGUGAGCAGGAAGGAGCAAAUGAAGCUCAGUGAAGGUACAGAGACUGUCCUUUGGGAGCUCAGAUUCUAGUGCUCUCUUGUUUACUGAAGUUUGCAAUUGAUUGUGCAAUAUGAAUGCAGUACCAGAAUCUUGCUCCUGGCUGACCUGUCAAGUUGCAUAUCCACAUUCUCUCUAUAUAUACAAAGAUACACAUAAAUAUAUACGGAGCUGUGCUGCUUUUUUCUUUGUCACAUUAACUUGUCUUAAUUCUUGAUAGGUUAGAUAGGAUUGCUGAAGAAAGAUCAGUGUGGGCGCAUCAUAAUCUUGCCAUUGAUGUAUUUUCUAGGAAUGCUGUACUGAUGUAAGAUGCAUCUCCAGUGAGAGCUUUGCCCAUGUAGUCGUAUUAGUGAAUAUCAAAGUACAUAUGUGAGCUAUAACCAUGGCUUUAUCAGUACAGUGACUGUAGUGCCACUGAGCCCCCCCAGUUUGUAUGUAUGUUCCUUAAGUGAAACAAAUGAGUUCAGUGUAAAACUUGAUAUACGUAAUUCCUUCCACUUUUCUGUCAGUAUUUUCAUGACACAAGAACUCGGUGUCUUUCUUGAGUAUACAACAUGGAAAUAUUUCAUAAUCUGUAGUGAAAAUCAAAACAAAAAUAAAAUCUAUGCAGUGGUCAUAUGGA
Tympanuchus pallidicinctus (lesser prairie-chicken) is the source of this 3660-nucleotide messenger RNA. RefSeq names its product janus kinase and microtubule interacting protein 2 (gene JAKMIP2). The transcript has 20 exons. Gene Ontology annotation, molecular function: kinase binding; microtubule binding. Bases 267 to 2783 code for a protein of 838 amino acids. NCBI's taxonomy places the organism in Eukaryota, Metazoa, Chordata, Aves, Galliformes, Phasianidae. The record is from RefSeq and is a predicted model, not a curated record.